This is a messenger RNA of Salvia splendens (bonfire salvia), 3501 nucleotides long. Its product is annotated as mitogen-activated protein kinase kinase kinase YODA-like. Bases 239 to 2962 code for a protein of 907 amino acids. Gene Ontology annotation, molecular function: MAP kinase kinase kinase activity; ATP binding. The transcript is spliced from 13 exons. Gene Ontology annotation, cellular component: cytoplasm. NCBI's taxonomy places the organism in Eukaryota, Viridiplantae, Streptophyta, Magnoliopsida, Lamiales, Lamiaceae. Gene Ontology annotation, biological process: MAPK cascade; protein phosphorylation. The record is from RefSeq and is a predicted model, not a curated record.
UCAGACAACUCCAUUUCUAUGCACUCACUCCACUCUCUCUCUCUCUCUCUAUGCGAUCUCUUGUGAUAAUCUGAAUUCACACUCACAACACAAGCACUUGAAUUAUUACGGCGUAGUCCUUAAGCAUUCGGGGGCUAGGGAUUUUUUUAAACUCCGUACACUCAAUUUUGGGAUAGAUUAUGCUGAAUGUUUGUUGGUUCGCUCUAGGGAUGUGAGAGAGCUGCCAAGUUGAGAAAAUAUGCCUUCAUGGUGGGGAAAGUCAUCGUCAAAUGAAGCGAAAAAGAAGUCUACCAAGGAAAGUUUCAUUGACACAUUUCAUAAGAAGUUCAAGAGUCCCGAAAGUAAAUCAUCUGGUAAAUCAGCAGGGUCUAGAAGACGUUCAAGUGACAUUGGUUCAGAAAGAGGGACUCAGUCACGUGCUCCGUCGAGGUCUCCAUCACCUUCCAAGAAUGUCGCGCGAUGUCAAAGUUUUGUGGAAAGGCCUCAAUCACAGCCACUUCCUGUGCCAGGCCUCCGCCCAGCCAAUGUUAGUCGUACUGAUUCUGGAAUAAGUGAAACAGCAAAACCAAAACCAAAACCAGAAAAGUCCAAACCAUCAUUAUUUCUACCUCUGCCCAGGCCUGCAUGCAUCCGUCAGAGACUGGAACCUGCUGAAUUGGAUGCUGAGUUGGCUGUUGCUUCAAUUUGUAGUGAGUGUUCUAUUGAGAGUGAUGAUCCAGUUGAUUCACGUCAGCGAAGUCCUCUCGCAAAUGACUAUGAUAUUGGGUGCAGGACUGCUGCAGGCAGCCCCUCAAGCAUUUCUCUUAAGGAUCAGGCUCCUGUAGCACCAAUAAUUUCUAAAGUCGCACCUGUUCCUGUAAACCUUUCCUCCAAUAAACAUCUGAACUCUUCACCACCAAGAAGGCAGCGACAUUUGAAUGGUCACAUGGCAAAUUUACAAGUUCCGCAGCAUGGUGCCUUUUCCAGUGCUCCAGAUAGCUCAAGGUCAAGUCCUUCUAGAAGUCCAAUGAGAGCCUCUGGUUAUGAGCCAGUUGCAAAUACUGUUUAUACAACUGGGAAGCUUUACACUGAGUUUCCUUUUCUUGGAUCUGGCCAAUGCUCACCUGGGUCAGGUCAGACUUCGGGCCAUAACUCAAUGGGAGGAGAUAUGUCGGGGCAAUUAUUUUGGCAGCCCAGUCGAGGGAGCCCAGAAUAUUCUCCAAAUCCUAGUCCUAGAAUGACAAGUCCUGGCCCUAGUUCCAGAAUUCACAGUGGUGCAGUGACACCACUUCAUCCUAGAGCUGGAGGGGUACAUGCCGAGUCUCAGGGUAACUGGCCUGAUGAUGCGAAACAACCAAGUUAUGCUCUGCCACUUCCUCCCAUAUCAGUUUCCAAUUCGUCACCAUUCUCUCAUCAAAAUUCAGCUGUGACGUCGCCUUCUGUGCCUCGUAGUCCUGGAAGAACAGAGAAUCUAACAAGCCCUGGCUCACGCUGGAAGAAAGGGAGGUUGCUUGGUCGAGGCACAUUUGGGCAUGUGUAUGUUGGGUUUAACAGUGAAACUGGGGAAAUGUGUGCCAUGAAGGAGGUUACAUUAUUUUCUGAUGAUGCAAAAUCGAAGGAAAGUGCAAAGCAGUUGGGACAAGAGAUCAUGCUGUUGAGUCGCUUGAGACAUCCUAAUAUUGUGCAGUAUUAUGGAUCUGAAACGGUAGGGGAUAAAUUAUAUAUAUAUCUGGAGUAUGUAUCUGGUGGUUCCAUCCAUAAGAUUCUUCAGGACUAUGGAAAACUAGGAGAAUCAGCCAUCCGCAGUUACACCCAGCAAAUUUUGUCAGGGCUUGCAUAUUUACAUGCUAAAAACACUGUGCACAGGGAUAUUAAAGGAGCCAAUAUACUCGUGGAUCCAAAUGGCCGUGUUAAGCUGGCAGAUUUUGGGAUGGCAAAGCAUAUUACAGGGCAUUCUUGUCCUUUAUCUUUCAAGGGUAGUCCUUACUGGAUGGCACCUGAGGUUAUUAGGAAUUCAAAUGGAUGCAGCUUAGCUGUUGAUAUAUGGAGUCUCGGAUGCACUGUUAUAGAAAUGGCGACAUCAAAGCCACCUUGGUCCCAGUAUGAAGGGGUUGCAGCUAUGUUCAAGAUUGGAAAUAGCAAGGAACUUCCAACAAUUCCAGAUCACCUCUCAGAUGAAGGGAAAGACUUUGUGAGGCUAUGCUUGCAGAGGGUUCCACAGAAUCGCCCUGCAGCUGCUCAACUUUUGGAGCACUCUUUUGUGAAAAAUGUUGUGCCUCUAGAGAAACAAAUACCUGGUCCAACCUCCUCAGAUCAUCCUCCAGUGCCUAAUGCUUCAAAAUCUGUGUCUUCAUGUGUGCUGCUAAAGGUCCUCAAAGUUUGGUGUCUGAAGGGCAAGGGUAACACAAGAAGUCUUCAGCAACCAGAUACAGAGAGACUGUCUAUCCAUUCAUUUCGAGUUUCAAAAUCCAAUUUCCAUUCUAGUAACAUGUACAUUUCAAGGAACAUAUCAUGUCCGGUCUCUCCAAUUGGGAGUCCUCUUCUACAUCCAAGGUCGCCUCAACAUCUAAGUGGAAGAAUGUCUCCUUCACCUAUAUCAAGCCCCCGCACGACUUCCGGUUCAUCCACACCUCUUACUGGUGGUAUUGGUGCCAUCCCAUUCCACAAUCAGCCUACGUUAUCGCAGGAGGGUUAUGGGAAUGGAAACUUGCAGUUGCCCCCGCGCAGCCACUCUUACUGGGAUCCAGACAUUCUCCGAGGUGCACAGUCAGGAUCCCAUGCUUUCCGGGAACUGACAUCCUAUGAUAAUGAUGCUCUUGGAAAGCAAUUCGUAAGGACUGCGAACGGAGAACUUUAUGAUAAACAGUCGGUGUUGGCUGAUCGCGUGUCUCAGCAACUCCUCAGAGAUCCACCCAAGCUAAAUCAGUCACCGGAUCUCUCCCCUUCAGCUGCAUCGCAGUGCCACCGUACACCUGGAUUAUAGCUUUAUUCAUUAUCGACAAGAUUAGGAGUUAGGUGGUUGAGCAGUCACUUUUUUUUGGCACACUAUGCAACCAACCAUCACCCAUUGUUUUAUUUGUUGAGGAUGCUAUUUUGAACAGCAGAGAUGACGAUGCUGAGCAACUUGCUUUUGCAGCACUUACUGUCACACAAAAUCACCCCCGCCCCGCCUGUCUAUUCCCACCAGAGUCGCCACUGGUUCACCCCAAAACGACGAGUGAGCUUCCAGACGACGAUGCAUCUUCUAGAAAGUUCGUGUCCUAAUAUGAGACUUUGACAUGUAACUGACUGGUCCUUGCUAGAGCUAGUGAGAGGUUGGUUGGCCUGGGGAUUACAGCUUCGAUUGUAUAGUCAUUGUUAAAUCUUUAGUCUUGCGAAAAAAAAUGUAUAUUCACAUUAUUGAAUAGAAGGGUAGCAAUUAUCACCCAGAUGAUAAUAGCUGUAGAACUAUUUAUAUUACAGUAUGCAAUUGUUACUGCACUAAGAGAAAAUGGAGAUAUAACAAAUCCAGAUUUGCAUCAA